Bombus pyrosoma is the source of this 2207-nucleotide messenger RNA. RefSeq names its product pickpocket protein 28-like. The record is from RefSeq and is a predicted model, not a curated record. The coding region runs from base 256 to 1965 and encodes 569 amino acids. Gene Ontology annotation, cellular component: membrane. The transcript is spliced from 12 exons. Gene Ontology annotation, biological process: sodium ion transmembrane transport. NCBI's taxonomy places the organism in Eukaryota, Metazoa, Arthropoda, Insecta, Hymenoptera, Apidae. Gene Ontology annotation, molecular function: ligand-gated sodium channel activity.
UUGAAAGUGGACGUCAUCGUAAUGACGUUUCGCGGAAUUGACGGGACGAAAUUGGUAGAAAAUGGAAUUAAAGGCCGCCGAUAAAAUCAACGCGACGUACAAACGAGUUAGAUAUUAUCGCGAAUCGACAUCUUCGUUCCUUUGUUAGUUCUGGCUCGCUUUGCUCAGUUUUCCACAAGCGUCGAACAAGUCGAAGAACUUAUAUACGGAAUAUUCGUGACGAGUGUCGAAGAAGUUUAACGUCGGCGUAAUAAGAUGAAGAUUAAGUGUCACGGUACCCGCGGAUGGUACAAGAAAAAGCUAAAGAACAGUCAACUGAAUAUCGCACAUGGUGUGAAGCGAUUUUUUCGCGAUUAUUGCCAGAACACAGGGUUGCACGGUUUUCGAUACAUCGUUACAGGCGAGACAGCAUGUCAUAAAAUAGUUUGGUUCAUGAUCUGCUUGGCAGCGAUCGUCUUCUGCGUAAUGCUGAUGUUACGUUUGUGGCAAUAUUAUUCGAACAAUCCUACGGUGACGAUAAUAGACACGUCGAACCCCAUAAGGGACUUACAUUUUCCAGGUAUCACGAUAUGCAACAACAACAAAGUUUAUAAACCUCAUGCUGAUAAAAUCGCGCAGAAAUUGCUGAAUUAUGGAUUCGACAGCGACAUGAGCAACAAAUUGUUCUCUUCGCUGAUGAAACUGAUACGACCGGACAAAAUUGAGAUCGAUAACGCAACCGCGUCCUGGGCCCUCGACAUCCUCGGUUACACGGUCGAGAGACUUAUGCUCGAGUUGAUGCAUCCUUGUAACUUGUUGCUAGUGAGAUGCGGCUGGUUGGGACAACUUUACGACUGUAGUAAAAUCUUCAAAACCGUCCGGUCGAACGAAGGCUUCUGUUGCGGCUUCAAUUAUCAUUUUGUCGGCGAUUACAAUGACGAAUAUUCUUGGUUGAUGAACAUCACGAUGGACUCUGAAGAACUGGACGUAUUAAAUUCGAAUAGUUCUUUCCCGGGUGUUGACAGCAUACUGCACGUGCCUGGAACAGGACGUGAUAUUGGCUUGGCGGUGGCGUUGAACAUCGACGCUGACAAUUACAAAAGUUCGGUGAGGCAAUUUGUAGGUGCCACGGUUUUGAUCCACGAUCCGUUAGAUUAUCCGGAUAUCGGUGCACAAUCCGCCUCUCUGCAACCGGGCCACGUAAUGUCGAUGACGCUGACCGGCACGAAAUUAGAAAGCUCCAAGGAUAUUCAGAAUAUACCUCUGUCUAAAAGGAUGUGCUUGUUCGAUGGCGAGAUAGCCGGAGAACGAAGAUAUAGUUAUCAAACGUGCAUUUCGGAAUGCUUACAGCAGAAAAUUUAUGGUUCCUGCGGAUGUUUACCCUUUUUCUUUCCAGACGAGCAUCCGAACGUUCGUACCUGUUAUUUGACUGACGUGGAUUGCAUCUUGUCCCGUAGAAGAAGUUUAUCGCUGGUACAGUCGCAUAUAAACGAUUGCAGUUGCCUUCCGCAGUGUAACGAUAAGAGUUACGAAGUGGUCUCUGAAUCGAUACAAAUGAACGACGUAGGAUACGAUUCGGAAUUGGCACGUGGCUUAGACGUCCAGAGUACUUCGUUUCUGUACGCGUACUUUCGAGAUGGCACGUACCUCGAGUACCGGAAGCAAACUAUCUUAGGAUGGGACAGCCUUCUCGCUUCCUUCGGAGGAAUCUUCGGACUCUGCCUCGGUGGUUCGGUGAUAAGUUUAGUGGAGUUCGUGUAUUAUUUACUUGUGGACAUCUUUUCAUUUCUUAAAGAGAGAACAGAGCAACAGGAUCAAGAUCUACCACCUGCCUCUCAGUUGUUCGUUUCUGUGCCCGCAAACAUGAACUUGAAGAAAUAUAGUACGUCGAAUUUGAACAAACGCAUCUACCUUGCGUGGGAUCAACAGCUUUCUCAACGAAUUCGGAAAAACUCCGAAUUCGCGUGCAAUAUGUAUCAGGAAUAAUCAACGAUAUCGUGUUUAAUUGCAUAUUAUCGAAAGUGCGUAGAAUUUCUGGAAACUAAUUUCCAAUUAAUUUUUACCGUCUAAUAAAGUUUCACGUUUAAGAAGUACUUAAUUUUACGGUAUUCAAUUAUCAUUUAAUAUAAUCUAUCAGAUAAAAAUGGCAAAAAGAAGAUCACCUGAAUGAGCAAGAAAUGUCAAUACUGUAAUUAACUCUAUUUGAAAUUAUAGAAAUUUAGAUCGUA